AUGGAUGAAGAAGACCAAAUUGUUGACGUCUGGGCCCACAACCUAGAGGAGGAGUUUGAAAAAAUUCGAGAUGUUGUCGAAGUAUACCAAUAUGUAUCAACUGACACUGAGUUUCCCGGUGUCGUAGCUAAGCCCACAACCUAUAGGGAGGACUACAACUAUCAAACAGUAAAGUGCAAUGUGGAUAUGUUGAGAAUAAUACAAUUGGGGCUAUCCUUCGCUGAUGCUUCGGGAAACCCUCCGCCAAAAGUUUCAACUUGGCAAUUUAACUUCAAAUUUGACCUCAAAAGCGAUAUGUAUGCCCAAGAUUCUAUUGAGUUGCUAAAGGAGAGUGGUAUUGACUUUGAGUUGCAUCAGAGCCAAGGUAUUGACCUGGAGCAUUUUGGGGAGCUCAUAAUGUCUUCUGGAUUGGUGAUGAAUGAGGACAUUAUUUGGGUUUCCUUUCACGGUUGUUAUGAUUUUGCCUAUCUUCUCAAACUGCUCACGUGUAAGUCUUUGCCAUCCAAAGAAUCCGAGUUUUUUGACCUCCUAAAACACUUUUUUCCCACUUUGUACGAUAUAAAAUAUCUGCUUGAAAAGGCGUGCAUAAAUUUGGGCGGCAGAAACUCACUAAGUCGUAUAUCAGAAUAUCUAAAUGUGAAGCGAAUUGGGCCACAGCACCAAGCUGGCAGCGAUUCGUUGGUUACUUUAGGUACAUUUUUCAGGUUAAUGAACAAAUACUUCAAGGAUAAUAUGAAGGAUUGUAAGCAUCAGGGGGGGGUGAUAUACGGUCUGGGCAAGACUGCAUCCAUCCCUCACGUUCUGCAAUCCUCCGCAAACUCUGCCAACAGGGAUAAGGGAGAAGGACAGCAGAUUAGUUUUGACUCAGGGGUGGCAAAUGAUGAUGGUGUUUCUAAGUUACGACAAUUUGACCGCUUAAAUUUGCUGGAUUUUAGAAAUGAAUCAUCUACAGUCUCUUGGAGCCCAAUUUCGAAGGUCGUACAGCCUAGAUCCAUUGAUGAUAAAUUGGUUUUAGAUGGCACUUCGCAAUUGCAGGAUAACAAUCUCAAUUUGUACAAUAAUAUCUACACAUCGCGCAAUGUAUAUUCUCUAUGA
This is a messenger RNA of Babesia microti strain RI, 1095 nucleotides long. Its product is annotated as CCR4-NOT transcription complex subunit 7/8. The transcript is spliced from 2 exons. Gene Ontology annotation, molecular function: nucleic acid binding; poly(A)-specific ribonuclease activity. Gene Ontology annotation, cellular component: P-body; CCR4-NOT complex; CCR4-NOT core complex. Lineage: Eukaryota; Apicomplexa; Aconoidasida; Piroplasmida; Babesiidae. The record is from RefSeq and is a predicted model, not a curated record. The coding region runs from base 1 to 1095 and encodes 364 amino acids.